Triplophysa dalaica is the source of this 5182-nucleotide messenger RNA. It is a transcript of the gene coro2ba, whose product is annotated as coronin, actin binding protein, 2Ba. Lineage: Eukaryota; Metazoa; Chordata; Actinopteri; Cypriniformes; Nemacheilidae. Gene Ontology annotation, molecular function: actin filament binding. Bases 141 to 1598 code for a protein of 485 amino acids. The record is from RefSeq and is a predicted model, not a curated record. The transcript is spliced from 12 exons. Gene Ontology annotation, biological process: actin filament organization.
GGGAAAGCGUGAAACAGAGGCAAGUAGUUCAGGCCUGUAGAGUAGAAGCACGCAGGAAGCCAGAGAGGACACAGGCUCUUCCUGGAGCUCGCUGAGUCAUUUGUUAUCAGAGGGUCCUCAAUACAAAACCAAGGGGAAAGAUGUCAUGGCGGCCGACUUACCGAAGCUCCAAGUUUCGAAACGUUUACGGCAAAGUGGCCAACCGGGAGCACUGUUUCGAAGGUAUCCCGAUCACAAAGAACGUCCAUGACAACCACUUCUGCGCCGUCAACGCCAAGUUUCUCGCCAUAGUAACGGAGAGCGCCGGAGGAGGAUCAUUCAUUGUUAUCCCAGUUACUCAGUUUGGCCGUAUUGAAGCUCACCAUCCAAAGGUCUGCGGUCACCAAGGCAACGUGCUGGAUAUCAAAUGGAAUCCUUUCCAUGACAACAUAAUUGCUUCUUGUUCAGAAGACUCUUCUGUGCGGAUAUGGGAGAUUCCAGAUGGUGGACUAAGAAGGAAUUUGACGGAAGCUGUAUUAGAACUGUAUGGCCACAGCAGGCGUGUGGGACUUAUAGAAUGGCAUCCAACCUCUAGUGGGAUUCUCUUUAGUGCUGGCUAUGACUACAAGAUCCUUAUCUGGAAUCUUGAGAUCGGUGAGCCAGUGAAAAUGAUUGACUGUCACACAGAUGUGAUCCUCUGCAUGACGUUUAACACUGACGGAAGCCUGCUGGCCACCAGUUGCAAAGACAAGAAACUCCGUGUCAUUGAGCCGCGCUCUGGCAAGGUGCUACAGGAGGCGAAUUUUAAGAACCAUAAAGUGAACCGUGUUGUGUUCCUAGGCAACAUGAAGCGACUCCUAACCACAGGUGUGUCUCGCUGGAACACACGUCAGAUUGCUCUCUGGGACCAGGAGGAUUUGUCGAUGCCUAUCAUUGAGGAAGAGAUUGAUGGACUUUCAGGACUGCUUUUUCCCUUCUAUGAUCCAGACACACAUAUGCUCUAUCUAGCAGGCAAGGGUGAUGGGAACAUCCGGUACUACGAGAUAACUCAGGAGAAACCUUAUCUGCAAUAUCUCAUGGAGUUUAGGUCCCCUGCACCUCAGAAAGGUCUUGGAGUGAUGCCGAAACACGGACUGGAAGUAGGAGCAUGUGAGGUCUUCAGAUUCUAUAAGUUGGUGACUCUGAAGGGCCUCAUUGAGCCGAUCUCUAUGAUCGUUCCAAGAAGGUCAGAAACAUAUCAGGAGGACAUAUACCCCAUGACUGCUGGGACAGAACCUGCUUUGUCAGCUGAUGAGUGGCUUAGUGGAAUCAACCGAGGUCCUGUGCUCAUGUCCUUGAAGGAGGGAUACACACAACCCAAUAAUCUGGUUUUUAAGGCCCCUAUUAAGGAAAAAAAGAGUGUGGUGGUCAAUGGAAUUGACCUGCUGGAAAACGUCCCUCCCCGUACUGAAAAUGAGCUCCUGCGAAUGUUCUUCAGACAGAAGGACGAGUUACGGAGACUAAAGGAUGAACUCACUCAUAAGGACAUUAAGAUCCGACAGCUUGAGCUGGAGCUCAAUAACAUAAGAUACAGCCCAAACAUCAACAACAAUAACAACAGCAAUGGUUGCAGCAUUUGAUAUGGAAUCUGUACUGUCUCUCUUGAUCUCCAUUCCUACGGUAACUGGAGGUCCCCAGCACUGCUGAAAGUCCACAUGGGCUUUCUUUUUCCAAACACACAAAUAUCUAGAAAUCUCAGAAGAUCAAGGCAGUUUCUUUAGCAGUGUUUAACCCCCAGUGUUCGCCCCACAGCUAGUGUGUGCUAAACGGACAUUAACGGCGUGAUGGUUCACUAACCCUGUGAAAAUUCUUCCAUCCAAUGACAUACCUCCAUGAACCUGCAGUGGAUUGAUUCUCCAGAUGUUGUGAAAUGAAGAGUUUCAAGUAAAGAUGCAAAACUCACAUGUACGUACAGGGGAGGUGUGGUUUAAAGGGGGGUGUAGAGGGUUAUGAACCGAGAGGGCUCUUUUUGCUUUUUAACCAUACUUUCUCUCUCUCUUUCUUGCAUAUGGAAGUUUACCGCAAGAGUUAUAGUCUUGCAUUGGGUUGCUUUUAAAAUAACUUGGUACAGGCUAUUGACAUUAUCAUCUCAUCAUUUUAGACUUUGCUUUAUUUAAUUGUUAGUAUUAUUUAUUUCGUUUUUACCUUACCUGAUACAUCAUUGUUAUCAAUAGUUUUAUAAACUCAACAUAGAGCCAUAGCCAUUAAGACAGUAUUUUAAUAAGGUCAAAUAUACAGGCUUUAUUCUUUUCAUUGGACCAUUGAAUAGGCUUGUUAAGUAGUGAUUUCAUGUAAAAUAUCUAAACUCACAGUUAAGUAAUACUACACAAUAGAUCGUAUUUAUCCAAGUGGUCACAAUCUCUGAUAAUUGGGUUUUUACUAACGUGAGCUGGGCACUGUGGCGAACUAUGUGUUGUUCCACGUAGUUUACUUGAAUGCAGAACACAAAAAAAUAUGUUGAAGUCAGUCUAAAGAGUGUUUUAAAUUGGUUUGAGACAAAAUUAAGAGAACCAAGUGAGAGACAUGAACAGCAAGUAAUGUCUAAAUAAAAACAUUAGAGGAAGGAUCUGGAAAAGUUUAAAAAAGAAAGGGACUUAAAGUGAGAGGGACAAAAUUGAGAGAGCGACAGAAAAGAGAGAGAUAGAGUUGUGCUGGUAAAUUCUUGAUUUGGGGCCAGCAAUAAGAUGCAUUUAUGCUGGUACUGUUUUAAAGACUGACUCAAAAGGCAAAAUGAAGAAUUGCUUUUUCUUAACGUUUCAUAAAAAACAAGCCUAUUUAUUGAUUCCAUUAUUUGUGUUUCUUACCUUUUUUCAGCGCGUAUACCUUUAAAAAAUGUUAUUUGUUGAAGAGAUUGAUGCUUAGAAUUAUCCUUCUACAUGUAAUAUUCAAAAAUUUAAUCAUUAUACCGAUUGCUUCUGAAAUUAGAAACCUAAUGAUUGUGCAUUGUAUUCAGCUUUCAAAUUUGAAUGUUUGCCCUUUCAAAUGUUUGAUUGCAAAGUGGACAAAUUAUGCCAAAAAAUACAUGUGUAAUUAAUCACUCCUCCUCUCAAGCUUACCUUAUAAAUUAUAGUCUUGAAAUAGAUAAAGCCAAGAUCUUGAACAGCUAAACUUACCAUUUACUGCACCAGCUGUGAUCAGGUUUUCGAGCGUUAUCAACAUUUUCUUCCCUAAUCUUUACUAAAAUGUUCUGAUUGCUCAAUUCAUUAAUGAUCCAUUGAUUAUAAAUUAGGCCUCAGACCCCCAUUGACCAGCGUGUAAUACAAGUGGCUGUCAAAGUUAACUUUGUAUACAGCCAAUGAGUGUUUUCUUGCAUUUACUGUUUAGUGAAACACUAUGAGCCUCAAGCUUUGUAAAUAGUUUGCCUCAUAAAACAAUAACGCAAACUCCUGUGAGCUCCAGCUUCAUUUUUGCCUAGUCUUGCCUUGUGAAAGAAAGGGUGCACUUUGAGGAGUCCGACACUAGGGGGCAGUAAAAGCACAGUCUUGCAGAUAGCGACGCAAAGGCCUACGCACUGUGAUACAGCAUACUACACAGCAUACUAAUAUUGCUACAUUGAAACAUUCGAGCAAUUCAGACAUUGUUACAGUGGUGCAGUGGGGACACUUAGUACCUUGGCCUUUUACUCACUGCUUAAAUUAGUAUUUGUGUGGGCCUAAAACAUUGUUGUCACACUGAGCUGUACAAUCCAAGUUCUCUCAUGCUCUAUAGUGGAUAGUCUAUAAAACUGUGCAAAUUUGGAUGUUACUGGUGUGAAGUGCCUUAAUAUCUAUGAAAAUGUCUGGCCCCUUUGUUUGGUUAAACACUGUCUACACAAACAUGAGUUUGGUUAAGAUUUAUAAGGGACGACAUUAGGCUAACCUGUCUUCGAAUAAAUUGAAGUACAUUUAUAGGUUAUCUCUAUUUCUGCGAUUAACAGUCUGACUACAGCAUACCAAGCAGAAUAAAAAGGCCUUUCUGAAGAGGAAAACUACAGCUGCUGUAGUUGAAACCUAUUGUUGUCUUGACUCAUUGAAGCGGUCUGUUUCAACCAAGCAAUUAAAGCAAGGCACCUCAUAUAAACUGAGAUACGACUUCAAUGCUUGUAUGUUUAAAUUAACACAUGCUUUCAAAGUAAAUCUUAAAUUUUGACAAAAAUGCUGACUUCUGUACAUGAGCAAUCUGAAAGUCUUCUUUUUAAUAAAAAUUUCAACCAGAACGACCUGACAACUGGAUACAGCGCAGUUAGAUUACGUAUACUUGUUUUCUAAACCAUCAGCCAGUCAAUUAUAGGUAUUUACAUAAUAUCCAGUUAUGUAUCAUCAAAACAAUACACAAGCUAUUUUCCCUGAGCGUCACAAUGCAAUUUAACCUCAAAAUCUUAAAUUAGCCCAAAAUAUCAGUGGCAACAUUAAACAUUUGCCAUCUUUUAACAAGACUCGAAGAACACAGCCAUUACAAUAUGUGGAGGUUCUAUGGCCAAAAAUAUGUUGGCUGCUAGAACAGAGAUAUUUCAAAUUACCAUACAGGUGCUUGUUUUCAUUCAUUUUAUUACAGUUAAUGGUUACAACUGAGAUUAUUUGUGAAAAUGUCUGCCAUUAUCAAAGGGAAUCAGAAAAAAAAUAUAUUUGGUCAUUAUUUACAAAGAACACGAAACUUCUGAACUAUCCACACAAGGGAGAAAGGGAUUUGGGACUCAUUUGACAAGGGCAGACAUUCGGCUCUGAACAUUAAAAUAAAAAAGGAAUAAAAUAAAAUCACAUUGAGAGGUUGAACUGUGCAUGUCCAGAUAGACAUCAUGAUAUAUUCUUCAUGCCCAAACAGCAUGUCACAUGGUGGUGAUGAUGACGAGAAUGAUGAAAACGCCAAAAGAAACGCAUUACACAAAUAAAAGAUGCAAUAAAAAAGUGGGUUAGAAAAUGUUCUUCAUUGAAAUCCAGUAGUCAACUUUAAAAUAGAGUCAGCCAUGCACUUCUAAAAGGUUUUUGGUUUUUUUUAAUUCAUAAGUCAUCACCAGCAUUUAGGCAUCAACAGCAAAGAGGGCAAAAUUACAAAGAGCAUACUGGUCUUUUUCAAACAAUAAUAAUUUUCCACACGGUCUUGUCAGCCAUGAAGAGCUUUCGGAGAUAAUGAAGGGAAUCAAACUGAAAGUACAAACCAAACCAAAAGAAAAAAAUAAAAAUAAAAU